UAACGAAUAAGACAGGAAAAUUCAUUUCCGCCUAACCACCCGAGAAAACUAUUUAUUGCACGCACUUUGCCUUAAUUGCACCCAAUUAUAAUAGGAGUAUAUAUACAUACAGUAUAAUAUAUAUAUAUAUAUACACACACACAUAUAUACUGGUUUAUUUGUAAAAUGGCAAAUACGUUUCCUCCCGACUCUGGACUCCAAGGAAUCCGUGAAGACGACGACAGCAGCGAUUCUGGUACCGUUGUUAAAACGAUGAUGUUCUUCAGUACGGCGAUGCUUACUUUGCCGAUUCUCAGCUAUUUCCUCAGUAAAUGGCUUAUCUUCGAGAAUAUAUUCAAAAUGUCCAACAGCGAUUCCUAUUUCUACGCAGCCAUCGGUUCCAUUUUCACCGUUCACAUCAUCCUAGCGUUGUUUGUCUAUUCGGCAUGGAAAGAAGGCGCCAAGACUGUUUAUACUUUCAAACGUGAUUAAAGAACAAAAAACAGACAGAAGUGAUGAAAUCUCAGAAACCAAAUUUAUUUUUAAAAAGGACAGUGAAAGAAAAACACGAAAAAAAAAAUAAAAAGGGGUGUGGUGACAGGUGCGAUUAAAUAAUGAUCGAUGUUCGAUUGGUAAGUAAAACCAACAGCUACCGAACAACGAACUCUUAUGGAUAAAUUAUUAGACCUGACUUGAACUUUUUCUUUUAACCCCUUUUAUAAUUUGUCCGUGGAUUGUGUAUACUUUGAGGGCAGCUGUUAUAAAGCCUGCAAAUUUUCCUAUUAAUCUCUUAUUUAUGUUUAUUUGUCUAAAAACUUGAGACUUCUUUCGUAUCCAUUCCUGACACAGUUGAGUGCUGGACUAAUUUCUAAAAUGUUAGUUAUCUGCCUGUUUUCAGUUCUAUACUUGACGGCAACUUAGUAGAGUCUUAUUACUGUAUUACCAUGUUUUGUAAAGGAAGUAAAAUCAACAAACGGCCUUGGGCCUAGUAUAUAUUUAAAAAUAA
Messenger RNA from Octopus bimaculoides (California two-spot octopus), 985 nucleotides. Its product is annotated as vacuolar ATPase assembly integral membrane protein VMA21. The record is from RefSeq and is a predicted model, not a curated record. Gene Ontology annotation, cellular component: endoplasmic reticulum membrane. Lineage: Eukaryota; Metazoa; Mollusca; Cephalopoda; Octopoda; Octopodidae. Gene Ontology annotation, biological process: vacuolar proton-transporting V-type ATPase complex assembly.